Messenger RNA from Aethalodelphis obliquidens (Pacific white-sided dolphin), 5720 nucleotides. It is a transcript of the gene COL11A2, whose product is annotated as collagen type XI alpha 2 chain. The record is from RefSeq and is a predicted model, not a curated record. Gene Ontology annotation, molecular function: extracellular matrix structural constituent conferring tensile strength. Gene Ontology annotation, biological process: extracellular matrix organization. Lineage: Eukaryota; Metazoa; Chordata; Mammalia; Artiodactyla; Delphinidae.
AUGGAGCGGUGCAGCCGCUGCCAUCGCCUCCUCCUGCUGGUACCGCUGUUGCUGGGCCUGAGCGCGGCCCCCGCCUGGGCAGGUGCAGCCCCUGUGGACGUGCUGUGGGCCCUGAGGUUCCCCUCCCUCCCUGACGGUGUCCGGAGGGCGAGAGGCAUUUGUCCAGCUGAUGUGGCUUACCGAGUGUCCCGACCCGCCCAGCUCAGUGCACCCACCCGCCAGCUCUUCCCAGGAGGCUUUCCCAAAGACUUCUCUCUACUGACUGCUGUCCGGACCCGCCCUGGCCUCCAGGCUCCCCUCCUGACUGUCUAUAGUGCCCAGGGUGUCCGACAACUGGGCCUGGAGCUCGGCCAACCUGUCCGCUUCCUGUACGAGGACCAGACUGGACGGCCUCAACCUCCUGCUCAGCCCGUCUUCCGAGGCCUCAGCCUAGCAGAUGGCAAAUGGCACCGUGUGGCUGUGGCUGUGAAGGGCCAGUCGGUCACCCUCAUAAUUGAUUGCAAGAAGCGAGUCACCCGGCCCCUCCCCCGAAGUGCUCAUCCAGUAUUGGACACCCGAGGCGUGAUCAUCUUUGGUGCUCAGAUCCUGGAUGAAGAAGUCUUUGAGGGUGAUGUUCAGGAGCUUGCCAUCGUUCCGGGGGUGCAAGCUGCCUAUGAAUCCUGUGAACAGAAGGAGCUGGAGUGUGAGGGGGGUUGGAGGGAGAGACCUCAGAGACAACAGUCUCACAGAGCCCAGAGAUCUCCGAAGCAGCAACCACCAAGACUUCAUAGGUCACAAAACGAGGAACCCCAGCGACAGGACCCCACCCCAGGUGAAGAGGAAGGAAACCUGGAGUCACGCCCCUUGCCACCCACUGAGGAGGCUGCCCGUGGUCCCCGGGGGCUGAAAGGAGAGAAGGGGGAGCCUGCGGUGCUGGAACCUGGUAUGCUAGUGGAGGGGCCCCCUGGUCCAGAAGGCCCUGCGGGAUUUCCUGGUCCCCCUGGCAUCCAAGGCAAUCCAGGUCCAGUUGGAGACCCGGGCGAGAGGGGCCCCCCUGGCCGAGCAGGGCUCCCUGGAUCAGAUGGGGCCCCUGGCCCUCCCGGCACAUCCCUCAUGCUCCCAUUCCGGUUUGGCAGUGGUGGGGGUGACAAGGGCCCCGUGGUGGCGGCACAGGAGGCCCAGGCCCAGGCAAUUCUGCAGCAGGCACGGCUGGCGCUCCGAGGACCCCCUGGUCCCAUGGGAUACACGGGCCGCCCUGGACCCUUGGGACAACCUGGGAGUCCUGGACUGAAAGGAGAAUCUGGAGACCUAGGACCUCAGGGCCCCAGAGGACCUCAGGGCCUCAUGGGCCCCCCUGGCAAGGCUGGGCGAAGGGGCCGAGCGGGUGCUGAUGGAGCCCGAGGGAUGCCUGGGGAACCUGGAGUGAAGGGUGACCGAGGAUUUGAUGGCCUCCCAGGGCUACCUGGGGAGAAAGGACACAGGGGUGAUACUGGUGCCCAGGGCCUUCCUGGGCCCCCCGGCGAGGAUGGAGAUCGGGGAGACGAUGGGGAGACUGGGCCUCGGGGGCUGCCUGGAGAGUCGGGAACUCGAGGUCUCCUUGGCCCCAAAGGUCCACCUGGGGUUCCUGGGCCCCCGGGAGUCCGAGGCAUGGAUGGCCCCCAUGGUCCCAAAGGAAGCUUGGGACCCCAGGGAGAGCCAGGACCUCCUGGACAACAGGGCACUCCUGGGACCCAGGGUCUCCCUGGGCCCCAGGGUGCCAUCGGCCCUCAUGGAGAGAAGGGUCCUCGAGGGAAACCAGGGCUUCCUGGCAUGCCUGGCUCAGAUGGAUCCCCGGGUCACCCGGGCAAAGAAGGUCCCCCUGGAACCAAAGGAAACCAGGGUCCAUCUGGACCUCAGGGUCCUCUGGGAUACCCAGGACCUCGAGGCGUCAAGGGUGUGGAUGGAAUUCGGGGUCUGAAGGGUCACAAGGGUGAAAAGGGCGAGGAUGGCUUUCCUGGGUUCAAAGGUGACAUGGGUGUGAAAGGUGACAGGGGCGAGAUUGGAGUCCCUGGUUCCAGGGGAGAGGAUGGUCCCGAGGGGCCGAAGGGACGCACUGGACCCACUGGAGACCCUGGCCCCCCUGGGCUCAUGGGCGAGAAGGGCAAGCUGGGUGUUCCUGGUCUGCCUGGCUACCCCGGACGCCAGGGUCCCAAGGGGUCUCUGGGAUUUCCUGGUUUUCCUGGAGCCAGUGGAGAGAAGGGGGCCCGUGGCGUGUCGGGCAAAUCAGGGCCUCGGGGAGAACGUGGCCCCACGGGUCCACGGGGUCAGAGGGGACCCCGAGGUGCCACCGGGAAGUCUGGAGCUAAGGGAACAUCGGGUGGUGAUGGCCCCCACGGGCCCCCCGGAGAGAGGGGUCUCCCUGGACCUCAGGGCCCCAACGGAUUUCCUGGCCCCAAAGGACCUCCAGGCCCCCCUGGGAAGGAUGGGCUGCCAGGACACCCAGGCCAGAGAGGAGAAGUGGGUUUCCAAGGGAAGACCGGCCCCCCUGGCCCCCCAGGAGUGGUGGGACCCCAGGGAGCCGCAGGAGAAACCGGGCCCAUGGGGGAGCGAGGUCACCCAGGCCCCCCGGGACCCCCUGGAGAGCAGGGACUCACUGGAACAGCUGGAAAAGAAGGGACAAAGGGUGACCCUGGGCCCCCUGGGGCCCCAGGGAAGGAUGGUCCCGCUGGUCUGAGGGGCUUCCCGGGAGAAAGAGGCCUCCCUGGCACUGCUGGCGGACUUGGUUUGAAGGGAAAUGAAGGUCCGGCUGGUCCCCCUGGCCCUGCAGGCUCCCCUGGGGAGCGAGGUGCAGCAGGAUCUGGGGGACCCAUUGGCCCCCCAGGGCGCCCAGGGCCGCAAGGUCCCCCUGGAGCAGCAGGAGAGAAAGGUGUUCCGGGUGAGAAGGGCCCCAUCGGUCCGACUGGCCGCGAUGGGGUGCAGGGUCCCGUGGGGCUUCCUGGCCCUGCUGGCCCCCCGGGCAUGGCAGGAGAGGAUGGAGACAAGGGUGAGGUGGGAGACCCCGGACAGAAGGGCACUAAAGGGAACAAGGGGGAACAUGGCCCUCCUGGACCCCCUGGACCCAUUGGUCCCGUGGGGCAGCCUGGAGCUGCGGGGGCAGAUGGGGAGCCUGGAGCUCGGGGUCCCCAGGGACACUUUGGAGCCAAAGGUGAUGAGGGAACAAGAGGGUUCAAUGGGCCCCCAGGACCCAUUGGUCUACAGGGUUUGCCAGGCCCCUCGGGGGAGAAGGGAGAAACAGGAGACGUGGGCCCUAUGGGACCCCCCGGGCCCCCAGGACCUCGAGGCCCAGCUGGACCCAAUGGAGCUGAUGGUCCACAAGGUCCCCCUGGAGGUGUUGGGAACCUGGGUCCCCCUGGAGAGAAGGGGGAGCCAGGAGAGCCAGGAUCUCCGGGAGUCCAGGGCGAGCCAGGGGUCAAGGGUCCACGCGGGGAACGUGGGGAGAAAGGAGAGUCGGGGCAGCCAGGAGAGGCGGGACCACCAGGGCCUAAGGGCCCCACCGGUGAUGAUGGCCCCAAAGGGAACCCUGGUCCUGUUGGCUUUCCUGGUGACCCUGGCCCUCCUGGAGAAAGUGGCCCUCGGGGCCAGGAUGGUGCUAAGGGUGACCGCGGAGAAGAUGGAGAGCCAGGACAGCCUGGAUCCCCUGGUCCCACUGGGGAGAAUGGACCUCCUGGACCACUUGGAAAGCGGGGACCUGCUGGUGCGCCUGGUCCUGAGGGGCGACAAGGAGAGAAGGGAGCCAAGGGGGAUCCUGGUGCUGUGGGCGCCCCGGGAAAGACAGGCCCUGUGGGUCCUGCAGGCCCAGCAGGAAAACCUGGCCCUGAUGGUCUGCGGGGGCUCCUGGGCGCAGUGGGUCAGCAAGGCCGUCCCGGGGCCACAGGCCAGGCUGGGCCUCCAGGCCCUGUGGGACCCCCAGGGCUUCCUGGCCUCCGGGGCGAUGCUGGGGCCAAGGGAGAGAAGGGUCACCCAGGUCUCAUUGGACUGAUUGGCCCCCCGGGGGAGCAGGGAGAGAAGGGUGAUCGAGGGCUUCCUGGUCCUCAGGGAUCCACAGGGCCAAAGGGGGAGACGGGCAUCCCAGGAGCAUCUGGCCCUAUUGGUCCUGGAGGGCCCCCCGGCUUCCCUGGACCUGCUGGCCCCAAAGGAGCCAAAGGAGCCACAGGCCCAGCCGGACCUAAGGGAGAGAAGGGCAUCCAGGGCCCUCCGGGACACCCGGGCCCCCCCGGCGAGGUGAUCCAGCCCCUGCCCAUCCAGAUGCCCAAGAAGACUCGGCGCUCAGUGGAUGGGAGCCAGCUGAUGCAGGAAGAUGAGGCCGUGCCAACUGGGGGGGCCCCGGGCAGUCCUGGGGGGCUGGAGGAGAUCUUUGGCUCCCUGGACUCCCUGCGGGAGGAGAUUGAGCAGAUGAGGCGGCCGACGGGGACCCAGGACAGCCCCGCUCGCACUUGCCAGGACCUGAAGCUCUGCCACCCAGAGCUGCCCGACGGAGAGUACUGGGUCGACCCCAACCAGGGCUGUGCUCGGGAUGCCUUCCGGGUUUUCUGCAACUUUACGGCCGGAGGGGAAACCUGUGUGACGCCCAGGGAUGAUGUCACGCGGUUCUCUUACGUGGACUCUGAAGGCUCCCCAGUCGGCGUGGUCCAGCUCACCUUCCUGCGGUUGCUCAGCGUCUCAGCCCACCAGAACAUCUCGUACCCCUGCUCUGGGGAGAUCCGGGAUGGCCCCCUGAAGCUCCGAGGGGCCAAUGAGGAUGAGCUGAGCCCGGAGACCAGCCCCUACGUCAAGGAAUUCAGAGAUGGCUGUCAGACCCAGCAAGGCCGGAUGGUGCUGGAGGUUCGAACACCUGUACUGGAGCAGCUGCCAGUGCUGGACGCCUCCUUCUCAGACCUGGGGGCCCCCCCGAGGCGGGGAGGGGUGCUGCUGGGGCCUGUCUGCUUCAUGGGCUAAGACCUUCUCCUCUGUCUGACCCUGUCCGUCGACACCAGGCCCACCUGGAAUCCCACAGCAUCGGCUCUGUGCCACCUCGCAGAAGGGCUCCUCGCCAUCUAGGGGGCCUUGGGCCAGGGCACCGAGAGCCCCCAGUCAGGGGCAGUGCAGGGGAGGGGUGCACCUGGGGCUCGCGGCCCUCCCACUUGGAGCCUGUGCCCUGUUCGACAGCUGAGACCCUUAUUUAAAAUUUACCUCCCAAUCACCCCAAACACGUGGAAGAGAAAGGACACUGUGUAUUUUGUAUUUAAAAGUAAUUAUAUUAAUUAUUUAAAGAGUGGAAAACAAAAUGACAAAAAAGAUAAAGAGAGAAAUGCCAACAAAAAUCAGCGGACUUUGGAGACAGGGCUCUCCAGGGGUGAGCCUGGCACCCUCAUCUUUGCCUCAGGGCUCUCCUCAGAGACUGUGGGGGUUGGGGGCCGAACCCCGCCUCCCUCACACCCCACCUGCAGCACCCACUGUGAACGUUGUAAUACACGGUCUCCUUUGUCUCAGGGCUCUGCCUCUCUCUGCCCAGUGUGGGGCUUGCUCAUCUCUACCUACCGGGUGUUUGGCUCUGUGGUCCGCAUGCCUGCUGUCUUUCACUUGGUCUGGGGCUCGCAGGAAUGCCUGCUACUUGGGGACCAGGCCAGUCCCUCAGGGGAGAAAUGGAAUAGUGAGGGGUGUGUGCAUGGCCUGCGGUCAGCAGACUGUUGAACUAUUGAAAUUCUUCCACGUUAGCUGGGAAA